Messenger RNA from Asterias rubens (European starfish), 3928 nucleotides. Its product is annotated as NLR family CARD domain-containing protein 4-like. Gene Ontology annotation, molecular function: protein binding. The coding region runs from base 259 to 3741 and encodes 1160 amino acids. The record is from RefSeq and is a predicted model, not a curated record. The transcript has 7 exons. Lineage: Eukaryota; Metazoa; Echinodermata; Asteroidea; Forcipulatida; Asteriidae.
GUGGAAGAGUUGCACUUCUGAAGUUUUCUAAAAAAAAUCUUGAUUUUAGUACCGCCGUUUUGAUUGUUUCGGCCUGAAGACUGCAUAAUGUAGGCGGGUGUACCUCGUAGAAACCCGGGGAUUGUCAAGCAACUCAACAUUGCAUUUGUAAUGGGUUAGGACUACUGUAACAGUGAAGAUGGUUCAUCUUUUGGACUAUUGGGUAAAUGAGCCUGGUUAAAGCACCGAUUGGUCCUCGAUUUAAAGAUUGUGUCAGAUAUGGCUGACCAGAGUGAGGAGACCAUGGAAGAGGAGGAGAUGGCCAGGCAAUCUCAAGAAUCAGAACAAAGAUCGAUGGCUGUUGUUGGAAACAUUCAACCAUCGCCAGAAUCAAGAGACUUAGUCAGAGCAGAAAACGUACAAAUGCUUCAAGCACACAAUCCAGCAAGUCAAUCUUUGUCUCUACACCGCAUUGAAGGCAGUGGUAAUUUGGCUGUUGCUAAUCCGAGUCACUGUACGUUCAACAUCGUACAGCUGAAGCCAGGAACAACAGCGGAGGAUAUUUUACCUGCAUUGCAGAAAUUAACAGCCUCCUCAAAACAGAAACGAACUUUGGAUUCAGCAGUGAAACCAACAGGAUCUGAACAAGAGUACACGCCAACAAACAUUCAAAAAGUAGAUGACUCCCCGCAAGCUGCUGCUAGCGGAGCGUCAAGACAGCCCAAAACCUCAGAUGAUGUAAGUUUACAAGGAGCCCAUCCAACAAAGGAUCCAGCCCAGGUCGCUGCAGAGAGCUGUAGAGUGGCAAUAAGAACUCAUUAUAGGAACACAGGUAGCUAUGUGGAACUAAUACCAAGGGAGGAAGAUGACACAAAACAUAUCAAAGAAAUUUUUACAGAAUUAACAUUGGAGAAAUCUGGAGAAAAAUUGGAGUCAUAUAAGGAUAUGUUUGACGAGUCAACACCAGAUGGUGAUUCCAUAAAACAGGUUAUUUUAAAGGGGGAACCUGGUAGAGGGAAGUCUACCCUCAUAGAUAAGAUGGCUUAUGAUUGGGCAUGUGAUGAAGCACUGCAGCAGUUUGAGCUUGUAUUUGUUUUAAAAAUGAAUGCAGUUGAACAAAGCACAGAGCUAAUUGUCUCAAUUUUUGAACAACUUUUAGCCGAAGACACAAAGAUAGAUCCAGUUGCUUUGGAUUAUUAUAUCAGGGACAAUGAAGAGAAAGUACUGAUCUUGUUAGAUGGCUUUGAUGAGUUAAUGACUCCUAUGCAUGACCUUAAGGAAACCUCAUUUGGUUCAAUUCUAAAGAUCCUUAACCGUAAGAAAGGCAGAGAGUGUUCUGUAGUCAUUACAACCCGCACCUCUCACUAUGACAAACUGGUGACAAAGUCAUUGAUUCGAAAACCUUUCACACAGGUCAUUGUUGAAGGUUUUGAUCAGAAAGAUAUCGAGAAGUAUGUGAGAAAGUUUUAUUCAGAAGCUUAUGACAAAGCCGAAAGCCUUAUUCUGAAGAUCACAUCCUCAAAUGUUUUAUCUGACUUGGCAAAGAGUCCAAUGCUCCUUCUGUUGCUGUGUAUUUUGUGGAGAGACAAUUCUACACUCCCAGAAACAAUGUCCCGUAUCUACAGUGAGGCAUUGGAGUACAUAUUUCACAGAAAAACGGAUAUGUCACCAGAUGAAACACCAAAAGUACUAAAUGAACUUGGAAAGAUUGCCUUGCGUGGUCUUCUUGCUCCAAAACAGCAGCUUGCUUUUCCUGAAGAUGACUUUGAACCAAGUGUGCUUGAAUCUGCCUUAAAAGCAGGUAUCCUUACAAGGCAAAAGGUCUUGAAGGGAAUAGAAAGUCACAACAGCAUUCAGUUUCUGCAUAAGACUUUUCAAGAGUUUUUUGCUGGUAAAUACUUACAAAGCUUAUUAGAAACGGACACUGUGGAAUUUAAGAAGAACCUGAAGCAAAUGAUCAACUCUGGAGGUAAUGAUUAUGGAUUGCGGUUUUGUGCUGGUGACAAUAUGGCAUGUACAAAUGGCAUUUUACAAACACUUUCUGAGUCUGACCAGUUCAAAAGAGAACAACAGGGCGGCGAUAAAUAUUCACGCCUCAUGCGGUUAGGCCUCGACUGCUACUUUGAGGGUCAGUCAAAAGAUUUACCCCUAGUGGAAUUCAUAGAGUCUGUUCUAACAGAUAAAGUAGUCAUUUAUGAUUGGAACAGGGACAGUCUUAACUCACUCACAAACUUUCUUCGAAAUGUUCAUACCCACACAGUGGAAAACAAACACACUGAUUAUCUUGACAAGGUACAGUCCAUUAGGAUUAGAUGUUGUGACUUUGGUGGGUGUAUGUCAGAUGUAGCACACGGUUUGAGUUUAAUGGUGAAUCUUUCAUCAUUGAUAUUAGAAAGAUGCACAUUGACUGACAGCAGUGAAGAGUAUGUUACAUCAGGAGCAAGCUUGUUUCAAUUUGGUUCUGCUGCAACCUGCUUCAAGAAAAUGAAGAACAUUCAGCAACUUUCCAUCAGUAAGUCCAAAUUGACAGGUAAAGCUAUGACACAUAUUAUUCCUGUACUGUGUGAUCUGCCCAAUUUGGUUAAAUUGAAUCUUGAGGGAAAUACAGACCUUGGUGGUUCUGUUGCAUUAUGGGUCGAUCACUUCAACAAGAUGAAGAACCUCCAGAAGCUUGACUUGGGUUUGUGCAAUUUGACAGGUGAAGAUAUGACACAUAUUGUUCUUGCACUGUGUGAUCUGCGCAACUUGGUUGAAUUACAUCUUAGCUCAAAUGAAGCCUUGGGUGGUUCUGCUGCAUUAUGGGUUGAUCACUUCAAGAAGAUGAAGAACCUUAAGAUAAUUGGCUUCAGUUUCUGCAAAUUGACAGGUAAAGAUAUGACACAUAUUGCUCCUGCAAUGUGUCAUCUGCCCAACUUGGUUGAAUUAAAUCUUGGGGGAAAUAAUACCUUGGGUGCUGCUGUAUUAUGGGCUCAUCACUUAAAGAAGAUGAAGGAUCUUCAGAAGCUUGUCUUGAAUUACUGCAAAUUGACAGAUAAAGAUUUGAAGUAUACUGCUCGUGCACUGUGUGAUCUGCCCAACUUAGUUGAAUUAAAUAUUGGGAGAAAUGAAGGCUUGAGUGGUUCUGCUGCAUUAUGGGCCAAUCUCUUCAAGAGGAUGAAGAACCUUAAGAAGCUUGACUUGAGUUACUGUAAAUUGACAGGUAAAGAUAUGACACAUAUUGCUCCUGCACUGUGUCAUCUCCCCAACUUGGUUGAAUUAAAUCUUUGGAAAAAUAAUGAAUUUGGUGGUUCUGCUGCAUCGUGGGCUCAUCACUUCAAGAAGAUGAAUAACCUUCAGAAGCUUGUCUUGACUUUCUGUAAACUGACAGGUGAAGAUAUGACACAUAUUGCUCAUGCACUUUGUGAUCUUCCCAACUUGGUUGAAUUAAAUCUUGGGGGAAAUCAUACCUUGAGUGAUGCUGCAUCAUGGGCUCAUCACUUUAAGAAGAUGAAGAAGCUUAAGAAGCUUUUGUUGGGUGACUGUUUAUUGUCAUAUAAAGAUAUGAUACACUUUGCUCCUGCACUUUGUGAUCUGCCUAACUUGGUUGAAUUGAAUCUUGCGAGAAAUUUGUUUGAUGGUUCUGCUGCAUUAUGGGCUCAUCACUUCAAGAAGAUGAAGAACCUGACGAAGCUUGACUUGCGUUACUGCCUUUUUACAGAUGAAGAUAAUACACAUAUUGAUCUUGCAUUGUGUGAUCUGCCCAACUUGGUCACUAAGCGAUGAUUCCAAUACUGAAAGAAGAUUAAUUUUAAGACAAAGGCCAAAUCUUUUUCAUUUUAUAACACACUGUUUUGCAUCCUUCCUUGUAUGUUCUACAUGGUAUGAUAUGAGGUAUAUCUCUACAUUGAGAUGAAUUAAAGGCAGUGGACACUAUUGGUAAUUACUCAAAAUUAUUAUUAGCAUCAAACCU